Metopolophium dirhodum (rose-grain aphid) is the source of this 1561-nucleotide messenger RNA. RefSeq names its product carbonyl reductase [NADPH] 1-like. Lineage: Eukaryota; Metazoa; Arthropoda; Insecta; Hemiptera; Aphididae. Gene Ontology annotation, molecular function: carbonyl reductase (NADPH) activity. Bases 434 to 1276 code for a protein of 280 amino acids. The transcript has a single exon. The record is from RefSeq and is a predicted model, not a curated record.
AAUAGAUUAUAAUUAUAAUUCUUAAAUUAUCUAUGAGUAAUAAAUUAGGACGUAACCCGCCACAAUUAUGUAAUAUUUAUGCUUAUACAGUAAAGUUAUACAGUAUAGACGGCCAAUAUCAGACAGAGUAGACACAAUAUUAUGAUAACCGCAAAAUAUAUUAUAUUUAAUUUUUAUAUUAAUAUAUAUGACGUAGACAUAUAAGGUAUCUGACACCUGUUAUAUAAAUAUAACUGACGUCUUACAAUAAUCACUUAUCAGUAAUCGCCACAGCACAGAAGCCUAAUUCAAUAAAUCGAGGUUGUUAUUCGCUAUUUCGAAAUUCGAGUAUUCGACUGUAUUGGCCGCGCAACUGAUUACACCGACCACAUACGGCACUCGCGGAAACUGACCGGCUACCCGACUGACCAACAUACGACGCUGCUCAGACAAUAUGGCAUUGGCAACUAGCAGACUGGCAAUAGUGACAGGUGGCAACAAGGGCAUCGGGUACGCCAUCGUUAAGGAUCUGUGUGAGCGAUUCGACGGCGAUGUUUACCUUACAGCCCGCGACGUCGGCAGGGGCGAGGCCGCGGUCGGACGGCUGAAUGAGCUGGGUCUGAAGCCUAAGUUCCACCAGCUGGACGUGACCGACACAGGUAGUGUGGCCGCGUUCGCCAAGUUCGUGGCCCACAGCUAUGCGGGCAUUGACGUGCUGGUCAACAACGCCGCGAUCGCCUUCAAGGCGGCCGCCACCGAACCGUUCGGCGAACAGGCCGAGGAAACGCUCCGGGUCAACUACUUUGCGCUGCGGUCCGUGUGCGACGCACUGUUCCCAUUGCUAGUGCCCGGUGCUCGUGUGGUAAAUUUGUCCAGCUCUGCCGGACGUCUGUCAAUGAUCCCGGGCGAUGAGCUCAAGCGCACGCUGUCCUCGCCUCUGUUGACCAUCGACCAGCUGGACGCUCUGAUGCGCCAGUUCGUGGAGAAAGCCAAGGGCGGCAAUCAUGAACAGUUUGGAUGGCCGUCAUCGGCAUACAGCGUGUCCAAAGUUGGUGUUAGUGCGCUGACAUUUAUACAACAGAGGGCAUUUGAUGUUGACCCCAGGACAGACAUUGUGAUCAACAGUGUCCACCCGGGCUACGUGGACACGGACAUGACCAGUCACAAAGGACCGUUAACCAUUGAACAGGGAGCCGAAGCACCAGUUUAUCUGUCUCUGUUGCCUGCAGGUGAACAAAAUGUUAAAGGCCGCUAUGUCUGGAACGACAAGACCAUUAAGGACUGGUGCAAAUGUUAAAUCAAGUACACAUUUACAAGUACAAUUACAUUUACAAGUACACAUAACCAUGUUUUUGUGGCAUAGGUCCUUACCUUUCGAUUGCCUUUUUCACUGAUUAUUGUUAAUAAAUAAUAAACAAUGUACUUUUUUACUACACAUUUUUACUGUUCAAAAAUGCAUUCUGUAGACUUAUUUAUUUUUAAGAAAACCAUAUUUGUUAUAUUUAUUCAAGUAGAUACUACUUAAACUGUAUACUUUUAUUUUUUUAUGUUCCCAGAAUAAAACAUUUUUAUAAAUUGCAAA